AUGCUGUCGGAGGAGGAGCCUACCCACUCUUUCAAGAUACUCCUCGUGGGCGACAGCAGCGUGGGCAAGUCCUCCUUACUGGUUCGUUUCACCACUGGUGGUUUUGAGGAGCUCGUCCCCACUAUUGGUGUGGACUUCAAGGCAAAGGUUGUGGAAUUGAAUGGAGAGAAGAUCAAGCUGUCCAUCUGGGACACGGCCGGCCAAGAACGUUUCAGGACGCUGACCAGCUCAUACUACAGGGGCGCCCAGGGAAUCAUCUUGGUGUACGAUGUGACUCGAAGGGAGACAUUUGAGAGUCUUGAGGAGGUCUGGCUGCGGGAGGUCGACAUGUAUGCCACGGUGGAGGAUGCGGUGAAGAUGGUGGUCGCCAACAAGACGGACUUGGAGGAAGAGCGCCAGGUCAGCAGAAAGGACGGCAUUAACUUUGCACGGAAGCACGGCGCGCUCUUGGUGGAGACCAGUGCCAAGGGCAACAUCGCAGUGGAUCAGGCAUUCGAGGAGUUGGUGCUGAAGAUCUUGGAGACGCCAACCCUGCUCGCAGGGACGAGUUCCAACUUUGGGCUGAAGCCCAAGGCCGCCCAGCAGCAGCGGGCGUCCAGCUGUUGCUAG
Auxenochlorella protothecoides is the source of this 609-nucleotide messenger RNA. RefSeq names its product GTP-binding protein yptV3. Lineage: Eukaryota; Viridiplantae; Chlorophyta; Trebouxiophyceae; Chlorellales; Chlorellaceae. Bases 1 to 609 code for a protein of 202 amino acids. The record is from RefSeq and is a predicted model, not a curated record. Gene Ontology annotation, molecular function: GTP binding; GTPase activity. The transcript has 5 exons.